UUUUUUUUUCCAAAAGAAAAUCACAUAUUCUGCCACCCUUUAAGCUUUCUUCACCUUUUUUUUUUUGGAAUGGGGAAGAUCUGGAUUGAAGUUUGCAUAAUUUCUGCUCGAGGUCUCCGGCGUUCGUCCUCUUUUUGGAAGCUGCAGUGGUUUACAGUUGGAUGGAUCGAUCCCAACGACAAAUAUUGCACCAAGAUCGAUGCUUCCGGGAGUUCAAAUCCGGUAUGGAAAACCAAGUUUGCAGCUUUGGUUGAUGAGUCUAAUGUUGAGGACAUGGUGCUCCAUGUUGAAGUAUACAGUAGGGAGCCCAUUUUUCUGAGGGAAAGGAUUCAAGGGACUGCAACUGUUGCCUUGAAAGAAUUUCUGGCCAAAUAUAACAACAGUUCCGCCUCUUCAAGUGAAGAAGUAGGGAGCUACCAGUUACGCAAAGCAAAUUCCAACAAACCUCAAGGAUUUGUUGACAUCUCAAUUCGUGUCUCGGAGGAGAAGGAAAAUCCUGGUUCAUACACUGCAGGUAGUGAAGGAGGACUGGUUCUCAUGGACCAUAGAUCAGAUAUUCCUUUGUCUACUGGAGGAGGCUAUCCAGCAGCAGAGGCAACAUGGCCUCAGCCGAACAUGCCAUUCCCAUAUAAACAUCCACCGCCGUAUCCCACAAACAAUAACAACCAAUCUCUAGGGGUAGGCCAGUCUAGUUAUCCAUCAGCUUCUGGACACAGCCAUCGCCCACCACCUCCACCUCCCCCCCCACCCUCUAACGUUGGUUACAUUCCCAGUUUCCUCCCCAGAACAGAGAAUUAUAUCAACAUGCCAUCAUCUGUAGCUGCACCUGGACUAGGGCCAAGACCUGGUUUUGCAAUGGGAGUAGGGGCAGGGGCACUGGCGGCUGGUGCUGUGCUUUUUAGUGACGACUUCAUGUCAGGCUUUGAUGUUCCUGCGGGCUUCCAAGAUGCGAACCUCACCAUAUCCACCGACCCUCCUUUCUGAUCAGCACUGCCUUGCUGCCUGCAGCUGCAAUGUAAUGUAAUCCAGCACAUAUAUAUAUAUAUAUAUGAAAAU
Messenger RNA from Hibiscus syriacus, 1056 nucleotides. RefSeq lists its product as uncharacterized. Bases 70 to 984 code for a protein of 304 amino acids. The record is from RefSeq and is a predicted model, not a curated record. The transcript is spliced from 2 exons. Gene Ontology annotation, biological process: defense response. Lineage: Eukaryota; Viridiplantae; Streptophyta; Magnoliopsida; Malvales; Malvaceae.